This is a messenger RNA of Microdochium trichocladiopsis, 2484 nucleotides long. RefSeq lists its product as uncharacterized. The coding region runs from base 1 to 2484 and encodes 827 amino acids. Gene Ontology annotation, molecular function: protein-folding chaperone binding; protein folding chaperone. The transcript has 3 exons. Lineage: Eukaryota; Fungi; Ascomycota; Sordariomycetes; Xylariales; Microdochiaceae. Gene Ontology annotation, cellular component: nucleus; cytoplasm. The record is from RefSeq and is a predicted model, not a curated record.
AUGUCUCCGUUCUCUUGGGAUGCCCCCAAGGUUGAUGUUCAAUCAAAACCACAGUUCGACGCAGAAACUUCGGAUAAUCAACCAGAGCAGAAAGGUGACGAAACCGCACCUGGACCAACCUCUGGCUAUAAGCCGCCCGCAAUAGAAGCCGCGCCUAGCGAUGGAACUGCAUCUGGAUCAAAAUCUGGCGAUAAGCCGCUCGCAAUAGAAGCCGCGCCCAGCGAUGGAACUGCAUCUGGAUCAACCUCUGGCGAUAAGCCGCUCGCAAUAGAAGCCGCGCCCAGCGACGCAAAAAACUCGGGAGACCAACAGAUGUCUGGCAGCCACGAUACUGCAAAACUCCAGAAUGCUAUUCAACGAGGCAUCAACCUAAUGGUUGCUGAAUCGCGCUUGGAGUUUUGGGGCGAUACUCCAAGGGAUCCACAGUCUGUGAAAGCCACCUGUGAGAAACUGAAGGACGAUGAAAACAUCAAGGCAACCAUGAUUCCGGGUAUUCUUGACGAAUAUAAAAAGGACGAUAGUACUGAAGACGGUGUUGCAAGUGCUAAAUCCAACCUUGAAGAGUCCGUAAAAGACAUUGUGGAUAAAACAGUAUCGGCGAUCAUUCAACAAUUCGAUAAAGACUGGCAACGAGCUGUCGACCCCACCAGCGAACAAAAUCAACGGAAAAUACGCAGAGUCCUCAAAGAACACAAUCAUAGCGCCACGCCCUGGGACGUGCUUGGAGUCAAACGCUCCGCAUCACCUAAAGAGAUCAAGGCUGCACGCAAUAGGCUCGCCCUUCGCCUGCAUCCAGACAAGAAUACCAACAACCGAAGUGAUGCCAAUGCGGCCUUGACAGCCAUCAACCAGGCCUACGACAUCCUUAAGGAUCCGGAGAAAACAAAAAUGUACCUUCAGUUCUUGAAGGAUCAGGAGCCGGAAGAAGUUCCUGGCGAGGAGUUCGCGCCGAAUGCUUUUGACGAUGGUGACGACGACGAUGAAGAUGACGUGGACUCAGAGGAUAAGAUGGAUGAAUCCGAAGAGUCACAGCCACCACCUGACGCAUCCGUCAAACAACAGCAUGAAACACUGACUCCUCACAUCAAGGAGUUUUUCCUUGAUCUCGAACGAGUAGGCGCGGCUCGCGCUCUGGACCAACCUUUGAAGCUGUGCAACGAUGCGAUCAGAGAAACGAACCGCUCAAAGAGUGGUAUACCUCCAAAGAGUGGUAUACGUCCAGAUGCAUACACCGUAGAUAAGAUGCUGCUCAUGACAAUACGUUUCGAACAGCAAAGAAUCGCGAAGAACUUUGAAGUCGGCCUGACGUCUCGAGAGGACAUUGCGAGGAUGGUCACUAAUUUUGGCCAAUAUGCCGAGAAGGUCAUGACGCGGCCGAUCCACCAAUGGCCAACUACAUGGGCUAGUCUCAUAUUGGAUCCCCUCACGACAAGGCUGUCUGAACUUGAUAAAAACCUCGGACAGUUGGUUCACCAAAACGCGUGCCAAGAGCUUUCCGCGCCCACACCACUAAAACUCGAGCUCGUUCACGAACCUGGCCUCACGGUGAAGGGAUACAUCAUCCUUGGCUAUAGACCAACGCUCCAUUGGAAGCAACCAAGCAGUUCGAGGUUCUUCGUCAAGGUCCCGAAGACGGGGAAAAUGCUAAUGCAAUCUGAAUCUGAAGUGGGAGACCGCGCUGCACUCCUAUAUCACCAGAUGGAAAACAAAAACGACAUUACCGUACAUGCCAGGCGCGAGAAAGGCACUAUGGCUCUCGAGGAAAUUCGCGACGUGUGCUUUGGCGAAAGUAACGACAAGGAGAAAUGUCCGCCAACUUGGAUCUGGCUGAAAGAGAAAGACUCGGAGGACAACAUCAUUCUGACCUAUUCCGAUCUCUGUAAACAAGCCGGGAAGAAUCUUACGGAUCAGAUUUUGGACGACUUCUUCGUCCAGAACAAGAUAGUGCCUCCCUGGAGCCCAGGAGCGGUGGCCCAGAAGCCAGCUAAACAAGCAUUGGUUCACGCACGACCAACUCGCAACAACAAGCAGCUCGUCCUGCGACAGUUCGGAGAAGUCACUCCUUAUAAGGCCAACCAGCCGGCUUCCACUCAAGGGCUUCAGGCACCAAACCAGCCCAAUGCUCCAUUCCAGAUGAACGACUUGUUGACGGCACUGGUUGGAGAAAUGAAGGAGGCUAGAGAAGAAAGGAAGGCGAAUCGACAACAAAUGAUGGAUAUUCAACAACAAAUGGCGGAGACUCAGAAAGCAACCAACGCCCUAGUGCAGCUGAUCAUGUCAAAGAUGGAGAAUGACUGGAACCCUGGAGGACACUUGUUGGCGGACAAUGAUCUCUGGCACGAAUGUCCAACCCUCCUCGAGAACUGGGGUUCUCCACUCCACUGCAUAUGUUCCGACGACUUUGGAACGACAAGACGGGCAGACACGACCGGCUGGGCCACGCAAGGCGCGAAAAAAACAUUCCUUGCAGAACACAUGGCCUGA